Messenger RNA from Salvelinus fontinalis (brook trout), 12883 nucleotides. RefSeq names its product leucine-rich repeat-containing protein 4B-like. The record is from RefSeq and is a predicted model, not a curated record. The transcript has 4 exons. Gene Ontology annotation, molecular function: protein binding. The coding region runs from base 743 to 2944 and encodes 733 amino acids. NCBI's taxonomy places the organism in Eukaryota, Metazoa, Chordata, Actinopteri, Salmoniformes, Salmonidae. Gene Ontology annotation, cellular component: plasma membrane.
UGUCUAUAUUUAUCCUCAACGAUUCGUAUUUACACGAAAUAGUUUACUAGGCCUAUGUUUCGUCAUGAUUUUUCCUUCCCCGACUUUCGGUGGUUGUAUUUUUCCAUCUGGCCAUAUAAGAUGAACGGGCUCUGCUUUCUUAGGUCGGGAAAACACGGCACUGGUACAAGCGCCGAAAAAGGGUGAAUCAAUUUGAGAGAGAGAGAGAGAGAGAGGGCGGGUUGGAGAGAGAGAGAGAGGGAGAGAAAGGACGAGAGGGAGAAGGGAGAGAAGACGCUGACUAUAGGCUACGCCUCUGCAGUUUAAGGAAUAUAUUAAAAGGAAAGUUUUUUACUGGGUGCAGCAGCACCAGUGAGUGAGAGCCCCAGGCCCCAGUCCUCAGUGUGGAGUGAUGGAGCUGCCCCGUGUUGAGAACUGCAGAGCCAGGCGACGGACACCCCUGCUGUUGAUGUGACGGAGACACGCAAGAUGUAACUCUCUCUCUCUUUCACAGUAACUCGUGGAUUCUUCUCAAAGGCCCCACUCAAAUCCCUAGACGGAGUAACAUCUGUUUAUGCACAUAUUUCUGUUAAACCCCCCUGGAAAGAACAGAGAUAGACGGAAGAUAAAACACCUUUAAAAAUGAAAUAUUAAAAGGAACAAAUUGCCACUGGAGAAACUAAGCAAAGUCAACCUGGUUGAGGAAUCCAUCAUCUUGGGAUCAACAUCUUCGGAGAAAGGGCAGGGUCAUGUCCCAGUUGCCAUGCGCAACACCACGGUGACCUGCCUUCCCUGCCCCUCCCCCCUCCUCCUCCUAUUGGUCCAGCUGCUACUGCGGCUCCUCCUCUCUGGGCCAGAAUUUGUAGGGGCCGCCUCCCCCUGCCCCACCCAUUGCAGCUGCUCCAAUCAGGCCAGUCGAGUCAUCUGUACGAGACAGAGUCUGGAUGGGGUACCUGAGAGCAUAUCAGUCAACACACGAUACCUCAACCUGCAAGAGAAUUCAAUAGAGGUUAUCAAGUCAGACACCUUCAAGCACUUGAGGCACCUUGAGAUCCUGCAGCUGUCUAAGAACAAAAUCAGUCAGAUUGAGGUGGGAGCAUUCAAUGGCCUGCCCAACCUCAAUACGCUGGAGCUGUUCGACAACCGCCUCACCCUGGUCCCCUCACAGGCCUUCGAGUACCUCAGCAAGCUGCGGGAGCUGUGGUUACGGAACAACCCCAUCGAGACGCUGCCGGGCUACGCCUUCCACCGCGUGCCCUCGCUGCGCCGGCUGGACCUGGGAGAGCUCAAGAAGCUGGACUACAUCUCAGACGCCGCCUUCGUGGGCCUGGUCAACCUGCGCUACCUGAACCUGGGCAUGUGUGGUCUGAAGGACAUCCCCAACCUGACGGCCCUGGUGCGUCUGGAGGAGCUGGAGCUGUCUGGGAACCGUCUGGAGAUCAUCCGGCCUGGCUCCUUCCAGGGCCUGGUGUCGCUCCGUAAGCUGUGGCUCAUGCACUCACAAGUGAAGGUCAUCGAGCGCAAUGCCUUCGACGACCUGAAGAACCUGGAGGAGCUCAACCUUUCCCACAACUCCCUGCACUCGCUGCCCCAUGACCUCUUCACCCCGCUGCACCAGCUGGAGCGGGUGCACCUCAACCACAACCCCUGGGUGUGCAACUGUGACGUGCUGUGGCUCAGCUGGUGGCUGAAGGAGACGGUGCCCAGUAACACUACGUGCUGCGCCCGCUGCCACGCUCCCCCCGGCCUGAAGGGCAGGUACAUCGGGGAGCUGGAUCAGAGCCACUUCACCUGCUACGCUCCCGUCAUCGUGGAGCCGCCCACCGACCUCAACGUUACCGAGGGCAUGGCUGCAGAGCUGAAGUGUCGCACGGGCACCACCAUGACCUCGGUCAACUGGCUCACGCCCAACGGCACCCUGAUGACCCACGGCUCCUACCGGGUCCGGAUCUCCGUGCUGCACGACGGUACGCUCAACUUUACCAACGUCACACUGAGGGACACGGGUCAGUACACCUGCAUGGUGACCAACUCGGCUGGCAACACCACGGCAACCGCCGUGCUUAAUGUCACUGCCGCCGACGUUGGCGUCAGCUACUUCACUACUGUCACCGUGGAGACGGUGGAGCCCAACGAGGGCCCGACAGUCUACGCGGGCGUCAUGAACAGCCACAACGAGUCAUACGUCAUUACCCCGUCUGGCCACCUGUGGAGGGGGGGGCUCCCUACCACCGCCUCCUCCCUGUCAGCCUGGUCCUUGUCCUCGUCCCGGGCCACCCGGCCCACCUUUACUGUGCCCAUCACUGCCGAGACGGGCUAUUCUGGCCUUGAUGACGUGAUGAAGACCACCAAGAUCAUCAUUGGCUGCUUCGUGGCCAUUACCUUCAUGGCAGCCGUGAUGCUGGUGGUCUUCUACAAGCUGAGGAAGCAGCACCAGCUGCACAAGCACCACGGCCCCGCCCGCGCCAUCGAGAUCAUCAACGUGGAGGACGAGAUUGGCGCCGGUGCCGGUGGACGCGGGAGCGGUAUCUCAGGGGGCGGCACCGUCUCUCGGGAUGGAGGCGGAGGGGGCGGAGUAGGAGGAGGGCAGAGCCUGAGGAUGCAUCACCCGGAGAUGGUCAACCUGCCCAACCUGGCCAGACAGGAGCACCUCAACCACUACUACAAGGCCCACCACUUCAACAACAACAUGAUGGGCCUGGGCAUGGGCCUCAACAACAACAACAACCCCUCCCUCUCCCCCUGUUCCCAGACCCAGAGCACCCCCAACUCCUGCGCACAGGGGCACACCUCCACCAGCGGUGGCACCCCCACGGGUGGCUCGCUGCCCUCCCCUUUGCCCCUGCCCCAGCUGGGCAUCCACAGCUCUCUGAAGGGGCUCAUGGGGAAAGGCCAGAACCCUCAGAUCGAGCCUCUGCUCUUCAAGAGUGGCUCCAAGGAGAAUGUGCAAGAGACUCAGAUCUGAGAGAAAGAGAGAGACAGAUGGAAAAAGAGAGAGAUGAAGAGACAGAAAACAGGGAGAUGGAGGGAGAGAGAGGAGUCUGAUUGUACUAUCCCCAUGGCCAUAUUUCGAUAGAAAGUGUAGGCAGGCAGAAUAUGAAAUAUUACAUAGACACUGCUUUGUAUGGUUAGUGCAUAGAGAGUGAGAGAGAGAGAGAAAAAGAGAGCGAGAGAGAGGAGAGAUUGUUCUCACACCUCUACUGUGUCUGCUCAACACCCGUCCAAGCAUUAACAUCUUCUGAGACACUCCAAGACACACACAGACACACACAGCCCGACACAAGGACAGGAACAUUCUAUCAGCUAACACAUACACAGUGCAUUAUGAGAUUGACAACUAUGUGCCAAACUUGUGCAUAUCUGUGCCAAAGUAAAAACCCUCGCAAUCUAUAUAUCCAUCCGCAGCAUUCCCAGACUGAAUCAGGUGACCAGGUUCAAUACUCAGACACAAUAAGAAUCACCAUGGUUAUAACUAAAUACAGAUCACCUCGUAUAUUAUCAGAUACAAUCCAAGUCACCAUGUAAAUAUAGAGAUAAGAUCUGAGUCACUCUGUUGAAGUAGGCGGAUAAGUGUUUGGGACUGUGUCAGAGCAGUACAGGGCUGCCCAGACGCACUCUGUGGAACAGCACAGAAAGUAAACCAUUGUGCAGAACACAGUGUCGGACAACAAGCAAUGUGUAGGAAGAGGAAACAACAUCAACACUGGGUGUGUUUUACUUAGUGGGCUCAAUCUCACUUUCUCCCCUCUUUCACACCUCACUGGCUACUCUCUUUAAAGGAGAGGAAGGUAUAUGAAGUGAAUCGUCGUAAAAAAAAAUGUAAUAGCAAAAAGGACUACGAAAGAUACAAAUAAACUGUGAAAGUACAUAUUAUAUAUAAAUAUAUUUUCAUUCGAAGAAAUAAAUUAUGAAGAAUCUUAACCAAGUUUCUGACUAAAUAGCCACAGCUUCUGAAGAAUAUAUGAACUGCUGUCAUAGCGGUCAUCACUAUGAAAACUUUGUUUGGCUAGAAACAAGAUGGCCGACAUUCUGUGCUGGAAAGGGACAUACUGUAGUGGAGGAUGAGCAAGAGCUCAAAUUGGAAACUGGCACAGUGUUUGAUUGAAUUUAUUUUGGCUUCAAGUUUUGUAGCAUCACAAAGCGUUCUCUCUCAUGCCACAUUUACAUAAACAGGGUCGUUGGAGAAGGGGGAUCUUUACUCUCCAUUUAAUGAGAACAUAUGAUUACAAAACUUCACCCUUAGAUACAAACAAUAUGGAUAUUGUAAUGAUGAUAAUGAUGAUAAUUAUAAUAAUUCAGUAAAUGCUUAUCAACCGUAUACUGUAGAUAGCUCUUAAAAGCAGAUAUAGGUUUAGCAUGCUCUGAUUCAAGUGGUAAUAUCUAAAAUUGCAAUGUGAUCGGUUUCAACUUUAUGCACUCAGUAUAUCUGUAUGCAAUAUAUCAUGAUAUUGAGAACAAAUUAUUAUAAUAAUUAUCAUCAUUAUUACUAUUAUUAUUACUAUUAUUAUUGUUAUUAUCAUACACUGAGUGUACAAAACAUUAGGAACACCUUCCUAAUAUUGAGUUGAACCCCAUUUUGCCCUAAGAACAGCCUCAAUUGGUCGGGGAAUGGACUGCAAGGUGUUAAAAGCGUUCCACAUGGAUGCUGGGCCAUGUUGACUCCAAUGCAUCCCACAGUUGUCAAGUUGGCUGGAUGUUCUUUGGGUGGUGGACCAUUCUUGAAACACACGGGAAACUGUUGAGCUUGAAAAACCCAGCAGUGUUCCAGCUAUUGACUAUUGACUCAAACCGGUGCUCCUGGCACCUACUACCAUACCACGUUCAAAUUCACCCUCUGAAUGGCACACAUACACAAUCCAUGUCUCAAUUGUCUCGAGGCUUAAAAAUCUGUCUUUAACCCGUCUCCUCCCCUUCAUCUACACUGGUUGAAGUGGAUUUAACAGGUGAUAUCAAUAAGGGAUCAUAGUCUUCACCUGGUCAGUCUGUCAUGGAAAGAGCAGGUGUUCCUAAUGUUUUGUACAGUCAGUGUAUAGGUGGCAGAGCAGCCUAGUACAUCCUUAUGAAAGGGAUGUUUAUAAUUGAUCCAGUGGGGAAUGAUUUGAUUACACAUGGAACGAUGACGAUCCCUUCAACCACCAUAUUUACUCCAACAACAGGGGAUGGACUGUGUUCCACCAAACACCAACCUGCAGAAACAGGAAAUACAUGGUCCUCAAAAUGGCUGCUCCCAGCCCAUGCCUCCUCAGAAACUCCUCUGUUUUGUACAACAACACCAGUCUCAGCCGAUCAGGACCUCUCAUUUUAUUCUGUUGUGUAAAAGACAGGACAUGAACCUUUGUCGAAGACUGCUCGUUUGCAGAGGAUUAUAUCAGAACUCAGUGUUCUCAUGUGUGAAUGGAAUUCAUGGCAGCAGGGAGCUAAAGGAGGACAGCAUUUUGAAGCGUUUGAAAGGUAAGAGAAACCUAUUCAAUGAAAGAGACAGAAAGCCUAGAUGAAUCAUAUGGUGAUGGGUGAUUUUUUUUUUUUAAGGAAAAGGACAAAUAAAUGAAAAAUAUAGAAACGUAUAGAUCUCUUUAAAAAGCUAUUAAGUGUUUUUUCAUUUUGUUUUUUUAUCUAGUUUGAUUAUUUCCUUUUGAUCUUUUUUUAAAUCAAGUGUUAUCUCAAUUGUAAUAUUGUUAUUGUUAUUAUAAUUCGCUAAUUACACUGGUUAUAAUUCUGAAAGAUGUUCUGUCAGCAGAAGUCACAUUGAGAAAUUAAAAUACCUGGCACACAAAAUGGCGGUUGAACUCUGUGAAACUUGGUGGCAUUAUUUUUUUGUGUUUUUUUCCAUUUAAUUGAAAUAUCACUGUUUGUGUGUAUCCCUUUGGCUAAUACAGCUGUGCUUGAGAUGAGACACACAGAAUGUGAAAUGGCUGGCGAGGGGUCUUUUCCUGCACAAGGAGGACAGGAUAGUUCCUGCUUUGAUUUACAAGCUUGCUCACGCUCUCUCUCACUCUGUGAUUUUCAGAAUGUCAUAGCUAUCAGUGCUCCGAGUGUGAUUUCGCUAAGUCAACACCCUGUUUCCAUGACUACCUACCCUCAGAAUAAUGCGCCAAACAGCGUCACAGCUAGCACCUCAUAUGGUGCCCGAUGCCCCCUGUCAAUCAUGUUCCUUUAAGACAACAUAUCUCUCUACAAGCCGGCCAGUGUUCUUCCAACAGUAGCAAAUCACCUUUCACAGUGUGCCCAUAUCCUAACACAAUGUCCCUACAGGUUCCUGCCACCAGGUUUCCCUGGCAACUGUUGCAGCUGCGACAGUCCUCAUCAUAGCGUCUUGAUUUGGGUUUCUGAUGCAAAUAUGAGGGAACAGGCCGUAUAGAAGGCUAUUAACACAUCCAUGGUCCUCGCAAUAGAUAUUUAUAUUUUUUCACGGCGCUUAAGCAAGUGAUUUACACAUUCAUGUUACUCAUGGAAAUAAUGAACAUAUUCCAUUGGCUUAUUCCAGUGACUUACAUCCUGUAUCUAUAUCAUCUACACACACUUUUGAUUUACUUAUGCAGUGAUUUACAUCGUCUAUAUCACUUCUACAUGUCAGCUGCAUAUUCCUACACCAGUGCUGAACGUAUUCAUGUACCUUGCACUUGUGAUUAACACCCAUAUCCCAUGCACCAGUUAUUAACAUAUGUAUUUUCCCAACACCAGGGAUCUUUAAUCCCCUCACUAGUUAUUUACAUAUUAAUGUGUGUGUGUGUGUUCAGUGGUUGUGACAACAACUAUUCCCCCAGUACUCUGGAUGUGACUCCCUGCCUGUUUUGUCACAUCAGAAAGCAUUAUGAAGCCUUAUGAAGUGUCACAGAGAAAAGCCAAGUUAGAAAGGCGUAGUGGCAGAACAAGUUUUGCCAGUGCCCCACAGUCCCAGUAACAUCACUGCAGUGACUGAGUCACACAGCACUGAACACACACUUAACACUAAUGGAAACGCUGUAUUUACUGUGCAGGAAGAGACCCGCUCGCUCAACCAUUCAGAGAAUAAGUCAAGUGUGUGUGUGUGUGUGUGUGUGUGCGUUCAGUUACGGUACCUACAGUAGUAUUUUCGAUUACUAUGGCAACUUGAUAUUGUUUCCAUUAUUUAGAAUGCAGCUAUAUCAGUGUGUGUGUGCAUGCAUGCGCCUGCUAGGUGAGUGUAUGUAAUGUGUGGGUUGUGUAAAGAGGAUGCAGAGAGAGAGAAGGAGGGAGGGGGCCAGUCAGACCUCCAUUUUAAAUCCCCAGUUUAAAGCAGUUCUCUGUCUGUUUCCCUCUGCUCCAGGCUGUUCUAUGAUCCUCUCACUGACACCUUAAGUAAAAAUGGGAUUUCUAGUUAAGCAGGGUUUCCCCCCCCUCUCCCCUCUGCCUAUUGGGAUAAGCACAAGAGAUCAAAGGUCUGCUCUAUCACGGCCAGUCUCUUUAGCAUUCCACUGGCCUCUGCCUCUCUCAACUCGUAGUCAAUCUGAGGUUACGAGCUUGUGGUCAAGUUGCGUGUCACACUGCCCUAGUUAUCCUCACUGUUAAACCAGCCAAUCAAGGCUAUAGUGUUUCCUAAUUGGACAGGGGCCGAUGGCCUCAGUUAUCUUGACAUGUUUGGCUGUUCUAUCUCAGGUCCUGGUCUAAUGAGACAAUAUUAAUCAGGCGUUUUGAUAUACUUAGGAUGUGAUCUUAAUUAUCUUAAUUGGUAGAACCUGCUGUGUUCUGAUCAGAGCAGUUUUUUAUGUCACCUUUAUUUAACCAGGUAGGCCAGUUGAGAACAAGUUCUCAUUUACAACUGCGACCUGGACAAGAUAAAGCAAAGCAGUGCGACACAAAGAGCUAAAGAGUUGGGAGGUGAUCUUUGUGUUUUUAGAUAGUCAUGUUUCAGGGGCCUUAUUUGAGCUUGAGGUGAGCAUAGCCUUGUUUAGGUGAGACAACACCUUUAGGGAACCAGCCAGGUCCACCAUUGGAGCUGGUCCCAUAUGUGGGUGGUGAACAGAUGUAAGCCAUAGAAUUAGUCGAUUGUUAUCUUCCCGCGUAGUUUAAUUUAAUUCUGUCACCCAACCAUUUAAAAAUAGUUGUGAAAUGACAGUGGAGCCGCUACAUUAUUGAUACUCAUAGUGUCAAUGAUGCAUACGCUCCAGCGCCAAAUGCAAAUGCUCCUCCCAGUUGUCAAGGCCAGAAGUGUCAAACCGCUGUAAUUUAUAAGCAUUAUUAUUGCUAUCAUAUUUUUUAAUGGCCAUCAGAUGGCCUAUGAAUACAGACCCAAAGAAACCUUGCAGCUUCUAUUGUCACACAUCAUGAUGAUGAUGAUGAUGAUGAUGGCGACUGAGACGGUGGAACGUUGUAGUCUGUAGUCUCUAGUCUCCUAGUUUAACUUUACGUCAUUGUCAGACUAGUAGUCAGUGGGGGAUUUUAUUACUAUGACGCCAGUCGGUCUUUAGAUGGGUUUUAAGGAAGUCUACUUCUACAAGGCUGGUGUUUAGAUGCUCUCUUGGUUAUUCUGGUUGUGCGUGUGGUGCUGGCUCAGAGUAUUUCCUGUCCAUAUUCUCCCUGUGAGGUUUUGUGGAGGUUGAGAUCAGAUGCUCAUGGACGUCAGUCUGCGCCAUCCGUGUGAUUUGUACAAGAGCCUGCAGCCACUUAUCAAACAGGCCUCCCUGUUGCCUACACACAUACGUAGGAGCACACAUACGUACGUGUGCACAUACACACGCACAAGCACAUAUAGGCAUGAGCGCACACACAUUUGCAGAUUGACUGACUGACUGACAUUGACGGACUGAAUGAUUGUGAAUGAUUGAUUGAAAUGGGUUUUCUUAAUGAUGUGUGUCUUUGUGCGGUGGGCUUAACACAAACCUCUCGCCAGAUCCCAGCAGGGCUGCGGUUCAGAGGCUGGGGCUUUGUGUUCUGUGAAGGUGUCCUUAAUUUGACAACAGAGAGACAUUUAACAUAUGGCUUAUUUCAUUGUUUCCUUGACAACCAUGUCCUCUGUCACAAGAUGUCCGUUUUGGUUGACUUGGGCGGCUGACGUGAGGGUUAGCGUGCUGUGACGCGGGGAAGAUUAUGACUUCAUCUUCUGUCGAUGACUGUUCUGUGCUAGAGGUCAGGCAACCUCAGGCGGAGAGGUUCAAAUGAGGGGAAGUUUUAUUUUUAACAACCAAAACUACUAUUAUUUAGAUUUCAUUUGUUUUUGAGAAACUUACCCCAACCAGUGAUUCACUUCCUCAUCCCCGUAAGGGGGCUCUGGAAAAACAUGAACUAAAACACCCAUAUACGUUCUUUUAGGAACGGCAAAGCUCUCAGUAUAUAACAUCUAAAGACCUGCAUCACUAUUUUGAGAGCUCAUCCGUUUCUGCAAACUGGACCCUUCUAUAACAUGCCAUUUACAUCAAAAAUAGAGAUUUGGUUGCAAAAAAGCAAAAUUCUCUUUUAACAGGGAGCAGUCAUCACUGUUACUCCAACACUCUAAUGGGACAUGCUGAAAAGCCUCUAAUUGUGGAGUCCAGCAUAAUGGAUCUGGUCAUCAGGCUAGGCCUUCCUGAGCACACCGUAGCUGUGGUAUUCAGCUGGGACACUGUUCGUCAUGUCUUUGAACACCCUGUUCUGAGAAGGAACAUUAUGGAACACUUCCUUCUGAAGGUUCUAGAACAUUAAGAUCCUUGUUUUUGGAAGUUCUAGAUGAGAGAAAUUGACUCCCCUAAUCCAAAGUGUUCCAGACUUGAGAAUUGGAACCGCUUAUGACAGAUGUUCUAGAACACUCUGACGUCCCCUGCAAUGCUCGGGAACCUUCCCUGUUGUUCGGGGAUGUGUUGUGGAGUUGUUGGAUUCAUAUCGGAAUGUCCUGAACCAUCGGCGACUAUUAAAGGAUGUGCUGAGCCAGCAGCUCCUCUCCUCUCAGAGGACAAGUCUCCCAACAGCAACACACAUUCACCCCCCUCUGCUACUCUGCUCUCCUCUUCUCCACAGCAACACAGCACACAGAUUUACAGUUUAUGGGCGCCUUGGCUCGCCAUCAUAUUCACACUCUACUGUGUCUGAUGUUUGUUUGAAGCUGGGCGGCGGCCAUAGCGUACAUUACAAAGCUUUGAAGUGCAAAUGGCGGUCUGCCCUGCUGCAUCCUAUGGAGGGCCAGUGUAGAAUAACCACGGUGUGAGAGGAAUACGCAGCCAGGGAUCAUGUGUUGAUAGUCGUUUCCUUGUGUGGGGAUAGAGCGGUGUCAGCAACCCAGUGUGAUGCAGGGUCAAACCAGACGCCAACACUGGUGGUCAGAACCUCCCUAGUCAGCCAGGCAGCAGAGUAGAGCUGGAGGAGGAGUCAGGGCUCUGAGGGCUGACCUGACUAAGUCGCUUAAAAGCGUUUGCUAAAUGGCAUAGAAUUGUUCUAUUAUAUUACCUCCAGAAUCAAUGCAAUGAACCAACUUGAAAGGGAGAAGCAGAGUAGCAGUAAACAUUCAUCAAUAUGAAGUCAAGUUUAAUGGGGCAACCCUCAGUUCUAACAAAGCAUCUCCCCGCCAUUGUUUCGGUAAAAGGCUGAGGGAUUGGGCAAUGUAACCACUCUCAAAUUCAUAGGCAAUGUAACCCCUCUCAAGUUCAUAGGCAAUGUAACCACUCUCAAGUUCAUAGGCAAUGUAACCACUCUCAAGUUCAUAGACAAUGUAACCACUCUCAAGUUCAUAGGCAAUGUAACCCCUCUCAAGUUCAUAGGCAAUGUAACCCCUCUCAAGUUCAUAGGCAAUGUAACCCCUCUCAAGUUCAUAGGCAAUGUAACCACUCUCAAGUUCAUAGGCAAUGUAACCACUCUCAAGUUCAUAGACAAUGUAACCCCUCUCAAGUUCAUAGGCAAUGUAACCCCUCUCAAGUUCAUAGGCAAUGUAACCCCUCUCAAGUUCAUAGGCAAUGUAACCACUCUCAAGUUCAUAGGCAAUGUAACCACUCUCAAGUUCAUAGACAAUGUAACCCCUCUCAAGUUCAAAGACAAUGUAACCACUCUCAAGUUCAUAGACAAUGUAACCACUCUCAAGUUCAUAGACAAUGUAACCACUCUCAAGUUCAAAGACAGAGCUAUGGAUGCAAGUACUGACCUCGCAUCCAUGAUAUCAACACUCUAGCUCUAACUAUGUUUUAAGGCUAUACAGUGUUUGUUUACAUUUACUUUGUUUACAAAUAUUGGAGUAAAACAAGCUAAUAGUUGAUUCUUCAAGAAUCAAUGCGUACAUUGAAUGAAUACAUCUAUUGAUGCUCAUGGACACAUCAUCAGUGAUGCAACCUGAGGUCAUUUGGUGUUUGGGGUCUUUCAACAUGAAUUUAUAAGGCCCUUUAACUGGAGAUAUUGAUUUUGUCUUUUAACUUUUACAUUUUUUAAAACUUGCUGUCUCCCCCUGUCAGUUUGGGAGGUGUGCUGCUGUCCUCAUUGGUGCUGAUGUAUUUAUUCAGGCUGGUCUCCUUCAACCUCCAUCUCUGACACCCCCCUUUGAUACUUUAUUUUUACCUCGCUCCACACCAUCAGCCACCAGCUGGCAGAGUGUGGCUUCUAAUGGCCUCAAACCCUGGUGUUACUUAACACGUUUACCUCGUGUUUACCAUACAUUUACCUCACAGGAGGUUGGUGGCAUCUUAAAUGGGGAGGACGGGCUCGUGGUAAUGGCUGGAGCGGAAUCAGGGAAUUGGUAUCAAAUACAUCAAACACAUGGUUUCGAACACAUGGUAAUGGCUGGAACGAAGGCUGGAUAAUGGCUGGAACGAAGCCAUUCCAUUUGCUUCGUUCCAGACAUUAUUAUGAGUCGUCCUCCCCUCAGCAGCCUCCUGUGCUUUACCUCAUAUAUCCAACAUGGUCGCCCACAGUGUAUACCUCACUCACCACAGAACAACCCUUUUCCCCUCAGGCAGACAACUCCCUCAGACAGAGAGACAGACAGACAGACAGACAGACAGACAGACAGACAGACAGACAGAGAGGCAGAGAGGCAGACAGACAGACAGAGAGGCAGGAGGAAUGAGCGAUGAGGUUGACUGUCAGAGGACACUGAGACGUCCUGUCACUCCUUAUCCUGUCUGGGUACUGGCCUGGGUAGGCUACACUGUAUCUGUGUGUAUAUACACUGUAUUUGUGUAUAUCUGUGUGUGUACGAGUGUGUGUGCCUGUCUGUAUGUGUGCGUGCAUUCCCAUGUGCUUGUGCACAGUUGUGUGUUUAUGAGUGUGAGCGGUGUGCUUGGGUAUAAGAGCAUGUGUGUGCAGCGUGUGUAAGAGCAUGUAACGUGUGUGUGUGUGUGAAGAAGAGAGAGGGACAUGAGGGGGAACGCUGCGGUGCUUAUAUGUCAACCAGUGCUGGAGGGGCCGAUGACUCCAAUCCUCACCCACGGGAAGCAAAGGAGCAUGGCUGACUUACCCCCUUUCUCCUUGUCUCCCUUUUCUCACCCUGUCCCUCAGAAAUGUAGAUGAAGCAUCAGUCCCUGCCUGUCCCUGCCUUGAUCUGAGUCUCUCUCUCUCACACACACACACACACACACACACACACACACACACACACACACACACACACACACACACACACACGUUACUUCAACCCUAACUCUCUCUCAGGAAAAAAGGGAAAAUUAACACUACAACAAGCCAACACUUGAGAUAUUUCCUUCCCUUUGUUUAAUUAAACAUAGACUCCAUCUGCUCUUUUGGUUUGCUUCUUCUUUUCUUCUGCAAUAUUGACUAUGGUUGUUCUCGUGAUUGUUUCUUAUGACUCUGUUCUAGCCUGUUCUAACCAUGGGUGUGUGUAUUAACACUGGAAACAUGUCACGUGUGUGUGGAGGAGGGGUCAUUUGUUCUGCUUAAAGGUUCUGUGCCAAAUCUUUUUCAGACCAUUCAACCUCUGUUCAUGUGCCAUACUGAGACAUUUAUGGAAUAAAAAUGAUGUUGUUUUUUCACAUUA